This is a messenger RNA of Athene cunicularia (burrowing owl), 13846 nucleotides long. RefSeq names its product echinoderm microtubule associated protein like 5 (gene EML5). Bases 1 to 5757 code for a protein of 1918 amino acids. The record is from RefSeq and is a predicted model, not a curated record. Gene Ontology annotation, molecular function: microtubule binding. NCBI's taxonomy places the organism in Eukaryota, Metazoa, Chordata, Aves, Strigiformes, Strigidae. The transcript is spliced from 44 exons.
AUGAGAGAAGGUGUUUUCAGCCUUGCUUUGCAUCCUGAACGUGUGUUGGUGGCAACAGGUCAAGUUGGAAAAGAACCGUACAUCUGUGUGUGGGACUCGUACACUGUGCAAACUGUAUCUGUUCUGAAAGAUGUUCACACACAUGGUAUAGCUUGCUUGGCUUUUGAUUUAGAUGGUCAGCGUUUGGUCUCAGUUGGUUUGGAUUCGAAAAACACAGUUUGUGUAUGGGACUGGAGAAAAGGAAAAUUGUUAUCAAUGGCUCCUGGUCAUACAGACAGAAUAUUUGAUAUUUCUUGGGAUCUGUACCAGCCAAACAAGCUCGUCAGCUGUGGCGUAAAACACAUCAAGUUCUGGAGCUUGUGUGGCAAUUCAUUGACACCAAAACGUGGUGUUUUUGGCAAAACUGGUGAUCUCCAAACUAUAUUGUGCCUAGCCUGUGCAAGGGAUGAAGUGACAUACUCUGGUGCAUUGAAUGGAGAUAUAUAUGUAUGGAAAGGAAUCAACCUUGUACGGACAAUACAGGGAGCACAUGCUGCAGGAAUUUUCAGCAUGAAUGCAUGUGAAGAGGGGUUUGCUACUGGUGGCAGGGAUGGCUGUGUUCGCUUGUGGGACUUAAAUUUUAAACCAAUUACUGUGAUUGAUCUCAGGGAAACAGACCAGGGAUAUAAAGGUCUGUCUGUAAGAAGUGUUUGCUGGAGAGGAGACCAUAUACUCGUCGGGACACAAGAUAGUGAAAUAUUUGAAAUUGUGGUGCAUGAGCGUAAUAAGCCUUUCCUGAUAAUGCAGGGGCACUGUGAAGGAGAGCUGUGGGCUUUGGCUGUCCAUCCUACAAAACCGCUAGCAAUGACUGGAAGUGAUGAUCGAUCAGUCAGAAUUUGGAGUUUAAUAGACCAUGCUCUGAUUGCCCGGUGUAACAUGGAGGAACCGAUUCGCUGUGCCGCGGUUAGUACUGAUGGAAUCCAUCUCGCUCUUGGAAUGAAGGAUGGCUCUUUCACUGUGCUUCGAGUUAGAGAUAUGACUGAGGUUGUUCAUAUCAAAGACAGGAAAGAAGCUAUUCAUGAGCUGAAAUAUUCACCGGAUGGGAAUUUCCUAGCUGUUGGUUCCAAUGAUAGCUCUGUGGAUAUAUAUGGUGUUGUUCAGCGAUACAAGAAAGUUGGGGAAUGUAUUGGAUCUUUAAGUUUCAUCACCCAUAUGGAUUGGUCUUCAGACAGUAAAUACUUACAGACCAAUGAUGGCAAUGGGAAGAGACUUUUUUACAGAAUGCCAAGUGGAAAAGAAGUAACAAACAAGGAGGAAUUAAAAGGCGUUCAAUGGGCAUCAUGGACAUGUGUCUCUGGCCUUGAAGUUAAUGGCAUCUGGCCUAAAUAUUCAGAUAUAAAUGAUAUAAAUUCAGUGGAUGCAAAUUUUAUCGGGCAAGUUAUGGUUACAGCUGAUGAUUAUGGAAUAGUAAAGCUCUUUCGAUACCCAUGUCUAAGAAAAGGAGCAAAGUUUAAAAAAUAUCUUGGUCAUUCUGCUCAUGUGACAAAUGUCAGAUGGUCGCAUGAUCACCAGUGGGUUGUUUCCAUUGGGGGAGCUGAUCAUUCUGUCUUUCAGUGGAAAUUUGUCCCUGACCGGAAGUUGAAGGAUUCUCUUCAUAUAGCACCUCAAGAGAGUCUGGUUGAUUCUAAUAGUGAUGAAUCAGAUUCAGAUCAAUCUGAUGUUCCAGAGCUGGACUCUGAAAUUGAACAAGAGACACAGAUCACCUAUCGUCGACAGGUUUACAAAGAAGAUCUACCUCAACUUAAAGAGCAAUGCAAAGAAAAAAGGAAAAGUGCAGCUUCAAAGAGACGAGAGCGAGCUCCAGGAAACAGUAUAAGAUUACAUUUUGUUCAUGGUUACAGAGGUUACGACUGUCGAAGCAAUUUAUUUUACACUCAGACGGGUGAAAUAGUAUACCAUGUUGCAGCAGUGGGAGUGGUGUACAAUCGACAGCAGAACACACAGCGCUUUUAUCUAGGUCAUGAUGAUGACAUUCUUUGCCUUGCUAUUCAUCCCUUAAAGGACUAUGUGGCAACAGGCCAGGUUGGUCGAGAUUCCUCAAUACACAUUUGGGAUACAGAAACAAUAAAACCGCUCUCAGUAUUAAAGGGCUAUCACCAGUAUGGUGUUUGUGCUGUUGAUUUUUCAGCGGAUGGGAAAAGAUUGGCUUCUGUUGGCAUAGAUGACAAUCACACCAUUGUACUCUGGGACUGGAAGAAAGGAGAAAAGCUUUCAGCAGUAAGGGGAAGCAAAGAUAAGAUUUUUGUUGUUAAGAUUAAUCCUUAUAUGCCAGAUAAACUGAUUACAGUUGGAAUUAAACACAUGAAAUUCUGGCGUAGAGCAGGCGGAGGACUAAUUGGGAGAAAGGGCUGCAUAGGUGCUUUGGGAAGAACCGAUACAAUGAUGUGUGCGGUAUAUGGCUGGACUGAAGAGAUGGCAUUCUCUGGAACUUCCACGGGGGAUGUGUGUAUUUGGAGAGAUGUAUUUCUCAUAAACACUGUCAAAGCACAUGAUGGUCCUGUGUUCAGCAUGCACGCAUUGGAAAAAGGAUUUGUCACUGGAGGGAAGGAUGGGGUGGUCGCUCUCUGGGACGAUACCUUUGAACGUUGUCUCAAAACCUAUGCCAUCAAAAGGGCUGCUUUGGCCCCUGGGUCUAAAGGUCUCCUCUUAGAAGAUAAUCCUUCUAUACGUGCCAUAUCUUUAGGACAUGGUCAUAUUUUAGUGGGCACAAAGAAUGGUGAAAUAUUGGAAGUGGAUAAAAGUGGACCAGUAACUCUGCUGGUUCAGGGUCACAUGGAGGGGGAAGUUUGGGGUCUAGCUACUCAUCCUCAUUUACCUAUUUGUGCCACUGUAAGUGAUGACAAAACCUUAAGAAUAUGGGAUUUAUCUCCUAGCCAUUGUAUGUUAGCUGUUCGCAAAUUGAAGAAGGGAGGUAGAUGUUGCUGCUUUUCUCCUGAUGGAAAAGCAUUAGCCGUUGGUCUCAACGAUGGAAGUUUUUUGAUAGUUAAUGCAGAUACCCUGGAAGAUCUAGUCUCUUUCCAGCACAGGAAAGAUGUUAUUUCAGAGAUCCGAUUUUCUCCCGGGGCUGGAAAGUACUUAGCUGUGGCAUCCUGUGACAACUUUGUAGAUAUCUACAAUGUAAUGAGCAGUAAACGAGUAGGAAUCUGCAAGGGAGCCUCCAGCUAUAUCACACACAUGGACUGGGACAUAAGAGGGAAGCUCUUGCAAGUCAACACAGGUGCUAAAGAGCAGUUGUUUUUUGAAGCUCCUCGUGGGAAAAAACAGACAAUUCCUAGUUUGGAGGUAGAAAAGAUUGGCUGGGCAUCAUGGACAAGUGUUUUGGGCUCUUGCUGUGAAGGGAUCUGGCCAAUAAUUGGUGAAGUCACAGAUGUAACAGCUUCAUGCCUCACUAGUGAUAGUAAAGUAUUAGCCACAGGAGAUGAUUUUGGAUUUGUGAAACUGUUUCGAUACCCUGCAAAAGGAAAGUUUGGAAAAUUUAAGAGGUACGUUGCUCACAGUACCCAUGUAACAAAUGUCCGUUGGACCUACGAUGACAGUUUGUUGGUCACUGUUGGAGGAGCAGACACCUCUUUAAUGCUGUGGACUUAUGAGAUGGAAGGACAUCGGGAUAGCAGACAGUGUGACAGUGAAGAGUCUGAUCUAGAUUCUGAAGAAGAUGGAGGUUAUGACAGUGAUGUGACAAGGGAAAAUGAAAUUAAUUACACCAUCAAAGCCUUAUCAACAAACAUUAGACCAAUGUUUGGAAUUAAGCCUCAUCUGCAACAAAAGGAGCCAAGCUUAGAUGAAAGGCAGGGGGUAGUGAGAGGUUCCAGACCCCCAGUUAGUAGGGCAUUGCCACAGCCGGAGAAACUUCAGACAAAUAAUGUUGGGAAGAAAAAGAGACCUAUAGAGGACCUCAUUUUGGAGCUGGUAUUUGGGUACCGAGGCAAGGACUGUAGAAACAAUGUGCACUAUUUGAAUGAUGGUGCUGAUGUAAUAUAUCAUACUGCGUCUAUUGGGAUCUUGUAUAAUGUGGCAACAGGCUCUCAGUCUUUUUACCAGGAACACAAUGAUGAUAUCUUGUGCCUCACUGUAAAUCAGCACCCCAAGUUUACCAACAUAGUGGCAACUGGCCAAGUAGGAGACUCAGCAGAUAUGUCAGCUACAGCUCCUUCUAUUCACGUGUGGGAUGCAAUGAACAAACAGACCCUGUCAGUGCUGCGGUGCUAUCAUUCAAAGGGGGUUUGCUCAGUCAGUUUUAGUGCCACUGGCAAACUGCUGCUCUCCGUAGGGCUGGAUCCCGAACACACCAUUACCAUUUGGAAGUGGCAGGAAGGUGCCAAAAUUGCCAGCCGAGCUGGUCAUAACCAGCGUAUAUUUGUAGCAGAAUUCAGACCAGAUUCAGAUACUCAGUUUGUUUCUGUGGGAGUAAAGCACGUGAGGUUCUGGACACUGGCUGGAAGAGCUCUUCUCAGUAAAAAAGGGCUGCUGAGCUCCAUAGAAGAUGCCCGAAUGCAAACAAUGCUAUCUGUAGCUUUUGGAGCGAAUAACUUGACAUUUACAGGUACUAUCAGUGGAGAUGUUUGUGUUUGGAAAGAUCAUGUGUUGAUACGAAUUGUGGCCAAAGCUCACAAUGGACCUGUUUUCACAAUGUAUACCACAUUAAGAGAUGGUUUGAUUGUUACUGGAGGCAAAGAAAGGCCUUCAAAGGAAGGAGGAGCAGUUAAGCUAUGGGAUCAAGAGCUGAAACGAUGUCGUGCCUUCAGACUAGAGACAGGACAAAUGACGGACUGUGUUAGAUCUGUUUGUAGAGGCAAGGGGAAAAUUCUCGUUGGGACAAGAAAUGCUGAAAUAAUCGAAGUUGGAGAGAAAAAUGCUGCAUGUAACAUUCUAAUUAAUGGUCAUAUGGAUGGACCAAUCUGGGGCCUAGCAACACAUCCUUCCAGAGACUUUUUCCUUUCUGCUGCAGAAGAUGGCACAGUAAGACUCUGGGAUAUUGCUGAAAAGAAGAUGCUGAACAAAGUCAGCUUAGGACACGCGGCUCGUACUGUUUGUUACAGCCCAGAAGGCGAUAUGGUAGCUAUUGGAAUGAAAAAUGGAGAAUUUAUUAUCUUGCUUGUGACCUCUCUAAAAAUUUGGGGAAAAAAAAGGGACAGAAGAUCAGCGAUUCAAGAUAUCAGGUUUAGCCCAGAUUCUCGUUACUUAGCAGUCGGUUCCAGUGAGAAUGCAGUGGAUUUCUAUGAUCUGACUUUGGGUCCCACACUAAACCGAGUCAGCUAUUGCAAAGAUAUCCCAAGUUUUGUGAUCCAGAUGGACUUCUCUGCAGAUAGCUCUUAUCUCCAGGUCUCUACUGGGUCUUACAAAAGGCAAGUCUAUGAAGUGCCUUCAGGAAAACAGCUUGUGGACCAAGCUGUGAUUGACAGAAUAACAUGGGCUACUUGGACAAGUGUUCUAGGGGAUGAAGUAAUUGGAAUCUGGUCCAGGCACACCGAAAAAGCUGAUGUAAACUGUGCCUGUGUCUCUCACUCGGGAAUCAAUCUUGUAACAGGCGAUGAUUUUGGCAUGGUGAAACUGUUUGACUUUCCAUGUCCAGAAAAAUUUGCAAAACACAAACGAUUUUUAGGUCACUCUGCCCACUUAACUAAUAUUCGAUUUACGAGUGGAGAUAGAUACGUGGUCAGUGCUGGAGGGGAUGACUGCAGCUUAUUUGUUUGGAAAUGUGUGCAUAUGCCUCAUUGAGAGAGAAAUGGAGACUUUCAAAGAGGACACUGCAUGAAGUACCAGGCAUGAAAUUCCCAGGAUUGCAAUGUGACAUUCUACUCUGCCCUGCAUGCAUAAGAAGUGGUGCUGAUCCAAGACACAGAGCAAUCUGUCUCUGAAAGACCAGUAUCUAGAGUUUGUCAGAAGUAUGUGGAUUGUAACAAAUAUGGUGAGGCCGUUAGAUUUACAUCAGUAUCGGAUAAUCCGGGUUUGUAUUUCACUCACUGCCAGAUGUUGAAAAUGAAAUACGUGGAUAAAAGUAAAAAGGGAAUUGUUAAUCAAUGUACAGUUUCACAGUAAGAUCCUGGGGCUUUAAUCAAGAGAUGUUAUUUCUGACCUAGUACUGUACAUUGAUCUAUUUUCAGCAUGAAUGUUUCUUCUUUAAGUUUUGGAAUCUGAAUAUCAUAAAAAAAAAAAAAGAGUAUUCCAUAUUUUAUUACUGAAAGAAACCAUAUAUUAACUCAAAUAUAUAGUAUUUUAAUAAAUGUUUAAUUAUGAUAAUGGAAAUGAUAUUUUUAUGACUGGUAAAAAGGAAACAUCAUCUGGUGAAGCAGAAAAUAAUAGAGCUGAUUCCUUUAGGACUUAAAUAUUUCUGUGUUUAGAGGCCUGGGUCACAGUCAUGUCUGGUGAAAGCCAUUGGAUAUGCAUGAUCUUCAUGGCUAAUUUAGUGUUUUUGUUGCACUUAAACAUUAAAUUAGUUCUGUGAGCAAAAAUAGAUUUGUUCACUUUGCGAGUGCCUUGCCCACAACCUAAAAGUCUAACUCCAAUUUUUGCCUUGUGAAUAAAAGUAUUCUCAGUGGAAGAGAGAUUAUUGCUGUGUUGCUUGACUGAGCUGUUAGCCUCUGUGCUGGAAAUGUGGACUAGGGUGAGGGGUUUAUAGUCUUCAUAAUCGAUAAAGCUUGGGAUGUCACCAGUUGCAAAAAUAGAAUUUCAUAGCAAUAUGAAUUGAUUUUAUUUUCUCAGCAUCCUAGGGGAGGGGGUCGGAGAGAAUAUAAACUGUCCAGACAUUGUCUUUUGUACAUUUGAACUUUUUAACAGGGUUAGGACUAGCUGAGAGAGGUCUCUACUCUGAUUUCUCUCACAAUUGUAAAAAAUGUCCAAUCAUAUGCUUCUUUAAAUGGAUCUGCUGUCACCUCUAGCAUAAGUGCAUUUAUUCUAUCCUGCAACAUAACUGAGACUCUUAAGUUGAAAGAACAUUUCAGUGGUAAUGAAAACCUGAACAAAGCUGUGUUUUGCUAUAAGUGAGGAAGAUUUCAUCAGCUGUUUGUCUAAAUCAUGUCAUAGAGAUACAUUACAGACUGAACCUGUUCCUUAAUCUGUGCAGUUGAUUUUCAUGCAACAUAGAAGGGAACAGAAGUUGCUAAUGAUCAGCACUGCUCUCUUAAUGACAUUCUGCUGUGAACGUAAAACUCUUUCUCUGUGUAAGCCAGCAUUGCUUUAACAAUGGUGUUUGUUUUGUUCGAUCAGUAGGCUUUGAUGUUAUCCACCUCUUUCUUUCUUUUACAUCAGGUAAGAGUAAAAAGAAAUAAAUGUCAUCUCUUCUUGUAAGCAUCUUGUGUGCAUGGUGGUUAUAGGAGGAAUGGGUGGGCAAACAUAUAUAGAAGAGAACGGGGAGAAAAGUUAAUGAGACAGACUUUCAUGCUCUCCAAGGUCCAAAAAUGCUUAUUAUGUGCUAUACAAAGCUAUAGUUACCCAACAGUCUUAGAUAAUAUAUAUAUCAAGCUCUAACAAAUACUUCAAAAAAGUUGUUUAUCAUGUUUCUUGGCAUGAAUGGUUCUCAGCAAAUUCUUGCCAGUCACGCAGCUGUUAUUCUAAGGGAGCAAAAGCUCUGUAGAUUUGGUCAUGAGUGUACAGGGAGACCUUGCCACUAACAUUUUUGACUUUAGGGGAAUUGCAUAUCAGAAUCGAGAUUAGACCUGAUCUGUUCCAUAACCUUGUUGCCUGCCUGCCUGUCUGUUUUAUAUGAAAAUGAGUAUCUGUCAUUUAAAUCUUACCUUUGCCAGAGAAGUCAGUUGCAGCAGGCUAUUCUGUAGCUGAAAUUCUAUCCCUUAUUAAACAUAUCUGUGCUGGACAUCUUGACUUGAAGUAAGAUUUGUCCUGCCUUUAUUUUAAAGUUGCCUUUCAUCAGCUGAAAUUAGGUGGCUGUUAAGAACUCCCUCAUAGUCUGUCCUACUCAGACUGCCAGAUCAAAGUCCAAAUUUUUCCCCUCAAAAUCCUUUUCCAGCCUCAUGAUCUUCUGCAGGCCUUCAUCCAAUGUGGGUAUGUGGGCUAUCAAGAGAUUUCUUCCUUGGAUCCUUGUCACUGGUCAUGUCCUCUUCUCUCCUUCCCUCCCCACUCAUUAAUGCCGUGCCUCUCCACUGAUCAUUUGUCCAUUGAUGCUUUUGCCCUGGGGAGUCUCAAAUGCCACACCAGCCACGGGGGAGGACCGAUGAGAAGGCUGAGGGCCAAGUUGCAGUGGGGCUGCCCUUGGCGGUGCAGGGGUGAUAGCUGCAGGGGGAAAGUCUGAGCCUCCACAUCUCCCUGCUUCACUCUCUUCCAAACCUCACUGCUACUGCAGAGGGAUGGAAUGAGAGCUGGAAGCUGAGGAGGAGCUCUUUAAAAACAAAACCACCUGCCUUGUUCCUCCUAUUGCAGCCGGUGUUGGUAGCUAGCAUUUUCCUGGAAAACUGCUCUGUGGUUCACCAGGUAAAAGGGGGUCAGCCAGUGGGAAUGCUCAUAAACGUUGAGAAGAAGAGUGAGUAGAGACUGAGUUGCAGCUUUCUUCCCGAGGACAGUUUGGAGCCUAUUUUGUAGGACAAACUGUGAUUCUCUGCUGAAGAGAAAAGCUGCCUCUAAGCAUGGUUAAACAUGGCAGCUUUGUGGGUUUUUUGGUCUUUUUGUCUGUGAUGGUGCUUGUUACUGUGCCUCAUCUGCUGUUUACAUCAAAUGCUACUGUAGUAACUUGCUAAUUGCUGCCACCCGUGCUUGAAGCAUGUGUAUCCAGGAGCAGACUGCCUGUUUCAGUAGGCAGUGGGAGCUCGCGGCUGGUUGCUCAGCAAAAAGUCAGAGAAUGACAUAACCCUGUAGGAUACGUCAGGGCAGAAGCUGGAAUGUGGAGACUGGUGGCAGCCUUUCGUUUGGAAGCGCCAGAGAGCAGAAAUAAACUAGAAAACUACAGAACCUAUUCAGUAAAGACAAAAUGCCGUUUUGCUUAAACUAAAUGGGCCCUUGGAAGCUAUUUAAGUCUGUUUAGAAAAAAGAGAAUGAGAGAAGGAAAAUCCAGCUCCUAGGAGCAAGCAAAAAUUAAAAAUAAACACAUUCAGAACUGCAAAUUGCCAUAGUGCAGGAAUUGAAGAAUACAGUUGAGAUUAGGUCAGGGAGAACAAAUUAGCCAAAUGCAUUAAAUCAUUUAGACUUGAAAUCUUGAUUGUUUUAUUCUUCAGGAGGUAGUCAUCAUAUAUGACUGAUUUUGAUAACGAAGGUGAGAGAUGGUGUAAAACUAAAGAUAAAAUCAUUGCAGAAAAUCAGGGCUACUUUGUCACUUGUUGACAGCUGAAGGAAAGCGUGCAUUCAGAGUAACUCCUGACUUUGCUCAAUAUCAGGGUUUCAGUAUUAGCAAGAUUCAUUUCAGAAUAACUCUGAUCUUCAUACAAGUUAGAUUAAUACUAAUCUGGAAUUGUACCACCAGAAAGCAGACACAUUGCAAACAAGUUAUUUCCUGGAUCUGGAAACUAAAUCAAAAUAAAGGACCAAUACCAAGAGCAGGAGUUUGAUGGCGUUCACAGGUGGCUUACUUUUAAAGCCAUGAUCCACUGCUCCCAGCUGCUGCCUGCACCUAUUUGACUUGUGAGUUUGCCAAGCAGUGUUCUGUCCAGACAAGCCCUGAGCAGCUGCCUGUGCAGCACCUCAACUGCUUCCUGACUUGCACCCAGCAGCGUUCAAGUCUCCACUUGCACAUGGAUUUCAUUCUAGACAGAUACACUGGAACCCCUUUAUUGGGCUCGCUCUGCAUGGUGCAGCAAAGGAUCUUGGUUUCAAAUGCAAUUCUUACAUGGACAAGGUGACAGAUUUCCCUAUUUCAUUAUCAGUGUCACAGAUGUGAGGGGCCUUCAUCUUUAAAGAUUUUUAAAAAAAUCCUAUUAGCAAAAGCUAUAUACAAAUGUCAUCAGUGUUUUGGACAAAGUGAAUCAUCCUGUAGACUCUACAGAAAGGGUAGUAAGAUUGCAAGUCACAAAAUAAAAGGCCACAUCGGUUGUUUGAACAUCACUAGCUGUAUUGCAUUUGCAUACUCACUUGUUCUCAUGGUUUUGUCAUGCUGCCACACAAUCUGCUCUGCUUACCUACAGUUCAUAGCACCAUUUGGUUUUCGCUCGUGUUGACAGAUAUGUGAGCUUGCCAUAGCCUGCUGUGUGUUCUCUGUACCAAUCACUGUGGUGUGGUUAGACCAAGCCUUUGAUUGUCUCCAGCUUUGCUCUUCAGUUAACUUUGACUUCAGACUUAAACUCUGCAUAUCUCAUUUCAGAAAAUAAAAAUAGUUUUAGGUGUAUAAUAUGCAUAAAAGCCACAACAGUUUUUCUUGCCAAAAUCAUUCAUAAGUAACUGAAAACUAGUAGGUGGGUUCGGUGAGUAGUUUUCUCCAGUCUGCUUCAUGCUAGAACAGGUAACCACUCACCGUUCCCUUCUCAGAUUACCAACAGUAUGCCAGUCAUAACCUUGAUCUACUUUUUUGUUAACUGUUAAACCAGCAAUCCACCCAAUUCACUUUUUCUGUGGGGAAAAAAAAAAAAAAAAAAAAAAAAAGGCAUGGAAUAUAUGUUCUCUUUCUCCCGCUAGUGUAAAACCAAACAAAAGUGUAAGGUCUGAGCAUGGUGGCAGUAGGCAAUUCUUGUAAUUUCCACUUCUUUUUGCAAUUAUGGAACAUAGGAUAGAAUAAAACCAAUAAAUAUAAACUUGGAGAAAAGGAAGGAAAACAAAGGAAAAUAGAGGAAGGAAUGCUCAAAUAGGCAAAGACAGGACCAAAGAACCAAAACAGGAUGGGGAGGGUGGGAUGUAGGGAGUCAUGUCACUUUCUAGCAAACAUCUUUUUUCAAAUGGGAAGUAUUCAGUGGCUGGUUGUGGAGUUUAAGGACCAGAGAGCACCAGAGUGCUCAAGGAAAGGCUGCAGGCAGCUUUGUUUGCUCUGUUUUGGGGAAGAUGCAGCUGCUCCCUAUUGUUGCUCUUUCCACUCCCGUUCCUACAGGACAGCUGUUUAGUGCUGAGUUAAAGCGGCUAACACCGAUGAACCACUGUUGCAGUGUAUGUAUGUUGGUAACAAAGAAAAUACUGUAAAUAUAAAAAUGCUAUGUAGUACUGUGAGCUCAGGUAAAAGAGUUUAAGGAUGUAUUUUAAGACGCUACUCGUCUUUUCCACAUAAACCAAACACGAAUUGUUUUACUAGGCCUCUUCUGAUUUAUCCAUAUUUUAGUUUCCUGUGCAACUGGGCUUAAGUGCAGUGUUCAAACAAAAAAUACGAAACCAAAGAAAUGCUAUGCUUUAGAAAACUCUUCAUAACCAAGUUGUAUCAAUUACCGCCUAUUUAUUUUCUAUUGAUACAUUAUUCACCAGUUCUUGGUUCUGUUCUCAGACAUGCACAACAUUUAAGAUGACAGCCAUUAAAGCUACAGCCUGUGUAUGUUCUUCAAAUCAUAUGUGAGCUGAAUUUUCCUUUGGUGGUUCCUUGCCUCGGUGGUUAGGCCUGCAGACAGAGGUAUAGCAAGUCAGGGAUGCUGAGUGUAAUGUAGGCCUAUGAAUAUGAGUAGAAAUAAAAUGGUUAAAAGUUCUUGAUUUUAUCCCAUAAUAAACAAUCACAAAACAAGGAAAUAAUUGACUUAAGGUAAACUUUAUGUAAAAAAAAAAAAAAAUAAUCCAAACUCAUUACAGGUGCUGUUUAGACAACUGAACUGGACUUCUUUACCUGUAGCAACUCUUUGGAAGAAGCAUAAAAUCUGUGCAGAAAUAGCUGGACUGGUGCUUUUCCAUCCAUUAAAAGGACUGCCUCACGUGUCCCGAACUCAGCUUGUAUGUUCCUGUCUCUCAGUCUGUCUGGGUUUCUCUUCCAAAAGCCAAAAUAUGAGUUUCCUGAGUUUCUGUUGAUUGUUGUGGGAUAAUGUCAAGACCCUACAAAGUGAUUUUGCCCUUAGUAGUGCAUAUCUUGCUCAGUUUGGGCACAGACGUCAUGUAAGAGCUUGUUUAAAACCAAAAAAACCCAACCCCAAACCAAAACAAACCUCAAUCCUUUUUUUAGUGGUAUCCCGAAAAUUAUUGUCAUGUUCAUUCCAGUGAUGUAGAGAUGUCUGAUUCACACCAUUCUACAUUCUUAAAAGAACCACCUAGUUGGACCCAUUUCACUAUUAAGUGCACCCAACAUAACAGGUGUUUUAAACUAGAGGAUUAACAUCAUUUGUGCUUCACCAGUUUUUCAGAAGAUUAAUUCUUUUUUCACAGGGGACAAAUGCUGCUAUCCAGUAUGUAACUGCAGCUCUCAUAAAGCUAGUGCCAGCUUCAGCUGCUCUUGGGGGAGCUGAGGCAGGAGAUGAGUGCUUAAGGAAAAAAAUGUAGAUUGUUGAAAUAAGUAUUGCAUUGGUGGGUUUGAAAAGGGGAGGUAGGAGGGGUAUUUUAGUUUCUGUCCUCUGCAGGAUUAUAAGCCUUUGGGGGUGGAGGGGUGUUUCAUGUAAUAUCCUCCAAUUAUUCAUCUGUUAGCUCUUGCCAGUACUAUUCUUACCUCUCUCCCUGCCCCCAGGAGCCCUUAAAGUGACUCCCCCCCCUCCCAACCCCCAAGUAAAUUUUUUUUUCAAAUAGAGUGGCUGUGAGAGGUCAGCCAGCUUUAACCACAGCUUCACUGUUACUGUGGUGAUUUGCAAUACAAAGCAUUAUAUUGCUGAAAAUGAAUUUUCUGUUAACUUAGUUGCAAAUUCUUGAGAUUUGGGAGUGGGGGGGAUCUUUCAUGCUCAGAUGAAAAAUAGGGUAUUUAUUCUUCCCAAGAAGCAAAGCAGUUUAAUACCUUUUUCUAGCACCUUACUUCAAGUCUGAGUAUGUGAUGUCCAGCUAUGGAGCUGUAAAUGGUACUUCUGUAACUCCAUGAUUUUUUCAAACACCAGUCACACCCAGGACAUGUUCUAUACUGUACUCUUUGGGAAUUUAAUAAAUAUACUUUCUAAAGAAACUCCAAGCAUGAACACAGGCACAAAUUGCAUGAAAAAAAAAAUAGUUUUCUGUACUUCUGUGAAACGUUGGUGCUGUUGGGUAGUACUUUCCACAUUUCUGGUCUGUUUUCCUUUACGUGCUAUUACUUACCAUUGUGUUGUGGUUUUAGGUGCAAAAUGGCUCCUUUUUCUUUUUAAAGCAGUAUCUGGUUAUUUAUGCUUUUUAGUUCAGUUACAGGUAUAGAGCAUAUUAUAUUAAGUAAUGGAAAAGCUGCACUACUAAUUUGUAAAGAAAGUUAAUGCAUUUUUAAUGUAGCUUUCAAAUAAGAAUAUACUCCAGACCACAAGGAUCACUUAAAAUAAUGUAACAAAGUAAAUGCAUUAGACCCAUUCCCUUUAAAAAAUACACUUUAGCUUUGUGACUUGGUCUGUUCACUUUAUUUUUAGCAGAGAAAAAGCAGCAGCUUGCCUUAUGCUAAACAUUGUACAGUAGGUUGUAAAACAUUGAAAAUGUUGAAAUUGAGCAAUGGAGGUAGUAUUAGUUUUCUGCUGCACUUACAAAUUAUUUCCUCAUCCCACACUGAAAAGGAAAAUGGCGUCAUGGUGGCAGCUAUUUCUGAAAGGGACAGCUACUGAAGGCAUAGGAAAAUUCUAUAGAAAAAUAGUGUAAUUUGAAGUAUUUCAUCUGGAAAUCUAUUUCACCAUUGCUCCAUAUAACGCAAGAGCCUAUCCUCUCCUCCUCCACUCCCCUGUCAGGUCACCUUAGGAAAAUAUUUUACUGUAGUUCUUUAAGCUUAAAAGCCAGUUGUCUGUUUAGAUUUGUUGUGUUUCAUUAUGGAGUGUGUCAGAUAAUCUAUGCCUCUUGCUUUAACAAAAAAUAAAAAAAGAAAAAAGGUAUUUUAAACUAG